AUGGAACCGCCCAAUAAGGGGCGAGGUUUCCCUGCGCCGCCAGCAGCAGCCUCCGCCAAGACCAUUAUCGGAAAGUCCAUUGGGCCAACCGGCUACGGACUGAUAGGAUUAACCCGUCCUUGGGACCAGAUUGAGUUCUCUGCUUCAACCAAACUGAUAAAGACUGCGCUCGAACAGGGUGCCAACGUUUGGAACGGGGGAAUCCACUACGGAACUCCUAACAGAAAUUCCUUACACCUACUCAAACACUACUUCGAGCAAAACCCGCAGGAUGCGGACAAGGUCGUCCUCAGCAUCAAGGGCGCCUACGAUGGCAAGACCCACAUCCCGGACUACAGUCCGGAGGGCAUCCGGGCCUCCGUCGAAGAGGCCGUUCGAGUCCUUGGUAGCUGCAAAAAGAUUGACAUCUUCGAGUGCGCUCGAGUCGACCCCAAUGUCCCCAUCGAAACCUCCGUCCAGGCUCUCGCAGAACUCAUUAAGGAAGGCAAGAUCGGGGGCAUCGGCCUUAGCGAGGUCAGCGCCGAGACCAUACGCCGCGCGCACGCCGUGCACCCCGUCGCGGCAGUCGAGAUCGAGCUAAGCAUUUUCACGCCCGAUGCCGUAACCAACGGUAUCGCCGAGGCAUGCCACGAGCUCGGCAUCGCUCUCGUCGCCUACAGCCCCGUUAGCCGCGGCCUCCUCACCAGCGAGUUUCGCAAGCCUAAAGAUCUCCCCGCCAACGACAUGCGCCGCAUGUUACCGCGCUUCAAGUCGGACGCCUUCAUCCAGAACUUCAAACUUGUCGAGGCGGUCGAGAAGAUUGCCGAGCGCAAGGGUACGACGGUCGCGCAGGUGGCCAUCACUUGGGUACGGCGGCAGGGAGCCAUCCCGAUUCCCGGGUCGACAAAAGCGGAGCGAGUGGUGCAGAACUACGUAGACGUGGAGCUAAGCGACGACGAUUUGGAAGAGAUUUGGGCGCUAAUUAAGAGCUUGCCUAUCGCGGGACAGCGCUAUGGCAGCAAGUUUAAGAAGUAUCUCAACCACUCCGGCUACUCCAAGCCCCUGAGUGAGCCACCCGCCAAGGCUACAUCUUCAGUGCCCACGUCUGAGAGGUUGAAGGGCAAGGCGCGGAAGAAGGCUAAGAAACAGGCUAUCAUCAACCCAUUGCAGGCGCCUGAGGAGGAAGCGCCUGAGGACACGAUGCCGAAACACAUCAUCGCUAUAAAGGACUUCCUGCCACUGGCCCAAUUCGUCACGGGAAAGCUGUCCGACUCCUUGAAGGUCCCGGAAUCGUUCAUAUCAUCCCUCAAUCGUGUCAUUGAAACUCGCAAGCGGUUUUCUUCCAUGCUGGGAGGUAUUCGACGAUUCAAAGACUACCGUGGGGACAAUAAACAUGCUUUCUUUGUCACCGUUCUUGAGCGCGUUCGCGAUGCCUUCAAAUCCCAGGUGGGCGCCUUCGACGUAUCUGCUCUACAAGACGCGACCCGCGGCAUUGAAAAGGCUCUCAAGAAUGGUUCCAAGCAUGUUGACGGACCCAAAAAUAUGUUCGCCAUCCUAGACGUGUACGAGCCAUCUGAGGACUUCCUAGCUGCCCCAAAUAUCGAGCGUCAGGCUAAGGUUCCUGAAGUCUUCAUAGCUGAGGAAGACGACUCCGAUACUGCAGCCCUGUUCAUUUACACUGCGUACCUCAAGGAUCUCGGCCAACUCCGCGAAGAGGUUCUCCAGCUCUGGGCCGAGUAUAAAUCAGGAGAUAGAGACCUCGCCGCCGUUUCAAUUGCCACCAAUACCGCUCUGCAGCUUGCGCGCAAUAUGGAGCAAGAAAUUGCGACGUCGAUGGAGAAGCUUGGAGGUGCUAUGGAAGCCAUCCAAAUGUUCUAUGAGGCUGCUUGCGCAGCUCAAGGCCAGGACCCUCUUGAUAAGCAGUGGGGUGAUGAUUUGAACUUCAACUGCUACCAGGACGCCUCCGACCUAUACUUCACUACUCUCAGUCUUCUUCACGCCUUCAGCAGCAGCGAAUCGUCCUCAAACAUUCCGAAUUACAACGGGAAGUUUGGUUGGUACAAUGACAAGAAAAGAGGAACCACCGCUCGCGAGCGAUGGGCAGAGGAUAAGGCAGCACUCCUUGAAGUCUUCGCGGAUCAAACCAUGCUCUUUCAGCUGUUUCGGGGAUCCCCAGUUCAGGAUGAGUUCACCAAAGGAUUGAAAUACGUGAUGGACACGGGUAAAUUGGAAGUAUGGCUAUGCUUCUCCGCCCAAGUGUACCUCGAUAUUCUCAAGUCCCUCGGACCCUCAGUUCGAAACGGAGAGAGAGAUUUCCAGCGGUCCCUGAAGCCAAUCGCAGACAGUGUCGAAGAGGCUCUGCGUAUUCGUAGCAAUCGAGAGGGUGCGGUCAGGGAGAACAUGCAGGAUCUUCACAAGCUGGCAAUCUUAUGGGGGCCCGGAAAAGACCCAUUCAACGCCAUUCGCAUUGCAUCGAGGCUUCAGACAAGGACUUCAAACUUCCUAGAACAUCACCCGAUGUACUGCGGUCUCUUCUUGCAUUACGUCCGAACUCUCUUUCACCGCGUGGGGGCCGAGUAUGCUGCGAAGCCCGGUAACGUGAUGCACGGCAUCCAGCUCUAUCAGGCUCUCCAACAGGAAGGCUUGUUGCAAGACGGGGACAAAUGGGACGCUCUGGAUUCAAUGAUGGAGCAACAGGGCCGGACCGCCUUCUUCGUCGGCGAUCCCCCAGUGAACCCAGAAGCGUAUUUCAAGAACUUCGGGCUCUCAAAAAGAGUUUCGGCUGCGCAAUGGAUCUCGAAGCGCAACAAACCCAACAACAAUCGCGUUAUGACAUCAAAAGCUGGCAUUCGGAUCAUGAAGUUCAAGGGAGUCUGUUCUUGUUUGUUUGCCCCUAGGGUCUUGGACAACUCGGAUCCCAGAGGCCUUAACGCGGACGUCAUUGAUCAAAUCCUUGAGCGAAGUGGCUGGCUUAGCAAAGCAAGCAACGACGGCACCCCCUCCGACCCCGAAAAGCCCAAGAAGCACCGUGCCCUCCUCCUGUCUGAGCUAGUUCGUCAAGUCGCCCUCGCAGUUCAUGACGAGGUUCCCGAGCUCACUCUCGACUACUUUCACACCGACCACCUUUGCAAGGCUGUUUUGAAACGCGUGCGAGAAAACGUAGAUGUUAAGAAUGGCGGCUCGAUCGAGUCCAAUCAGCUCCGUUCGCUUCAAGCAGACAACCCAGGAGAUACUGUAGGUAUCGUUUUCGCUGCGGUUGUUGGCCACGUACCCGUUCUUUCUCCAGACCAGAAGGCGCCUCUCCGAGAGGCAGCUGAAGCUUUCAAGAGCAAGCCUACCUUGGAAGAUUAG
Colletotrichum costaricense is the source of this 3330-nucleotide messenger RNA. RefSeq lists its product as uncharacterized. Lineage: Eukaryota; Fungi; Ascomycota; Sordariomycetes; Glomerellales; Glomerellaceae. The coding region runs from base 1 to 3330 and encodes 1109 amino acids. The transcript is spliced from 7 exons. The record is from RefSeq and is a predicted model, not a curated record.